Messenger RNA from Phycomyces blakesleeanus NRRL 1555(-), 2322 nucleotides. RefSeq lists its product as hypothetical. The transcript is spliced from 6 exons. Gene Ontology annotation, molecular function: L-glutamine:D-fructose-6-phosphate transaminase (isomerizing) activity; carbohydrate derivative binding. Lineage: Eukaryota; Fungi; Mucoromycota; Mucoromycetes; Mucorales; Phycomycetaceae. Gene Ontology annotation, biological process: protein N-linked glycosylation; fructose 6-phosphate metabolic process; UDP-N-acetylglucosamine metabolic process. The record is from RefSeq and is a predicted model, not a curated record. The coding region runs from base 15 to 2090 and encodes 691 amino acids.
CCAUCAAUCUCAACAUGUGCGGCAUCUUUGGCUACCUCAACUACCUCGUCGAGCGCGACCGUCGCUUCAUCCUUGACACCCUCUCCAAUGGUUUAGCCCGUCUCGAGUACCGUGGUUACGACUCUGCUGGUCUCGCUGUUGAUGGCGACAAGGAGGACGAGAUCUACGUCUACAAGCAGGUCGGCAAGGUUGCUGCCUUGAAGAAGUUGAUUAACGAGCAGAGCUGCGACUUCACCAACACCUUCAUCAGCCACUGUGGCAUGGCACACACCCGUUGGGCUACCCACGGUCAGCCCUCCCAGCUCAACUCUCACCCCCACCGUUCUGACGCCAAGAACGAGUUCGUGAUUGUCCACAACGGUAUCAUCACCAACUACAAGGAGAUCAAGACCCUCCUUGAGAAGAAGGGCUUCACUUUUGAGAGCGACACUGAUACUGAGUGUGUCGCCAAGCUCACCAAGUACAUCUGGGAUAGCCAGAAGUCUACUACCAACCUUACCUUCACUGACCUCGUCAAGCUGGUCGCCAAGGAAUUGGAAGGUUCUUUUGCUUUCAUCUUCAAGAGCAUCCACUUCCCCAACGAGGUUGUUGCCACCCGUCGUGGUUCUCCCUUGUUGGUCGGUGUCAAGACCGCCAAGAAGCUCAAGGUUGAUUUUGUUGAUGUUGAGUUUGGUACCUCUGAGGUUCCCGAGGCUCUCCCCAUCCAGGAGACCAACCAUUUCUUGGCCGCUGAUGGUGGUCAUCCCCAGUUGCGUCGCAGCCAGUCCAGAGCUUUCUUGAGCGAGGACGGUCUCCCCCAGCCUAUCGAGUAUUUCUUGGCUUCUGAUGCUGCUGCCAUUGUCGAGCACACCAAGCGCGUCUUGUACCUUGAGGAUGAUGAUGUUGCCCACAUCACUGAUGGUGAGCUCCACAUUCACCGUCUCCGUCGUGGUGCUGAGGGUGGUGCUACCUCCAGAUCUAUCCAAACUCUUGAGAUUGAGUUGGCUGAGAUCAUGAAGGGUUCCUUCGACCACUUCAUGCAGAAGGAGAUUUACGAGCAGCCCGAGUCUGUCGUCAACACCAUGCGUGGUCGCGUCAACUUUGAGAACCACAAGGUUACCCUUGGUGGUCUUCGUGGCUUCCUUCCCAUCAUGCGUCGCGCCAGACGUAUCGUAUUCAUUGCCUGCGGUACCUCUUACCACAGUUGUUUGGCUACUCGUGGCACAUUCGAGGAGUUGACCGAGAUUCCUACCCAGAUGGACCUGGCCUCUGACUUCCUUGAUAGACGCACUCCUAUCUUCCGUGAUGAUGUCUGCAUCUUCGUCUCCCAAUCCGGUGAGACUGCCGAUACUAUCCUUGCCAUGCGUUACUGUUUGGAACGUGGUGCCCUGACUGUUGGUGUCACAAACACUGUCGGUUCUUCCAUCUCGCGCGAGACCCACUGUGGUGUCCACAUCAAUGCCGGUCCUGAAAUCGGUGUUGCUUCCACCAAGGCCUACACUUCCCAGUACAUUGCUCUCGUCAUGAUGGCCAUCCAGCUCUCAGACGACCGCACCUCCAUGACCUCCCGUCGUGAGGAGAUCAUCGAGGGCCUCUUCCGUCUUCCCGGUCAAAUUAAGGAGGUUCUUGCCUCUGACAGCAGCCUCCAGCAGUUGGCUGCUCAGACCUUGUCCAGAGAAAAGAGCUUGUUGAUCAUGGGUCGUGGUUACCAGAACGCUACCUGUCUUGAGGGUGCCUUGAAGAUCAAGGAAAUCUCUUACAUGCACAGUGAGGGUAUCUUGGCUGGUGAGCUUAAGCACGGUCCUCUUGCCCUUGUCGAUGAGAACAUGCCCGUUAUCCUCAUCAUGACCAAGGAUUCCCUUUACCCCAAGGUCCAGAGCGCUCUUCAACAGGUCACUGCCCGCAAGGGUCAGCCCAUCAUUAUUUGCAACAGCGGUGAUACCAAUCUCAUCAACGACUACAAGACUAUCCAGGUCCCCCAGACUGCCGAUUGUCUCCAGGGUCUUGUUAACAUCAUUCCCCUCCAGCUGUUGUCUUACCACCUUGCUGUCCUCCAGGGUGUUGACGUUGAUUUCCCCCGUAACUUGGCCAAGUCUGUUACCGUCGAGUAAAGGAAAAAACCUCCACUUAAUCAUAAAAAUUAACUCGACAAUCCCAUCAAAAACCUCCUACUUCAUUUCUUUUCACAAUCCAAAACCUCCACUUUUAUCACUCCUCCUUGUUUGUAUCUUCAUCCCAUCUCUAUGCAUCUUUUCCUCUUAAAUUUCAAAAAAAUCAUUAAAGAUAUUUUCCACAAUGAAACGAAACAAAACGCGUUAUUUAUAAAGAACAAUGUUUAUCAAU